Messenger RNA from Chionomys nivalis (European snow vole), 654 nucleotides. RefSeq names its product cancer/testis antigen 55-like. The transcript has 4 exons. The record is from RefSeq and is a predicted model, not a curated record. NCBI's taxonomy places the organism in Eukaryota, Metazoa, Chordata, Mammalia, Rodentia, Cricetidae. The annotation marks the transcript as partial.
AUAGAUAACUUCAAGCUGAAAUCUGUCAGAGGAAUUGUGACCCAUCUCUGCCCCGACUAUGGCUGGAUUAAUGAAACCAUCUUCUUUAAUCCUGACAUGGUAUGUGGAAAUGUUCCAGUGAAUGUUGGAAUGAGUGUCAUUGCUCUUGUAGAAGAGGAUGAAACCACUCACGCAGUGAAAACCAUCAAAGUGAAAGCCAUGUCUGAUCCUAUCUAUGGUAUUGAACCAUCAGAAUUUGACAAAAGACUUUGCAUUAAGUGUGUGACUUACGCAACACGGGACAACAUCUUCAUAAGCAAUGAAACAUUUUUCCCCAUGCAACUACUUUCUGGAGGAUUUUUGCCCUUUAAAGGGGACUUGUUGCUGGUUGAGUAUUCCUUGAAGCCAGGUACUUCAAACAUCACUAUUCACGCUGUGAGCCUGCUAAACUCCCAAAAUAUGGAUGAGGUCUGUGUGACCAGUAUUGAUGGAAGAACUGGCGUGGUAGACGACAUCAUCUUUUUCACCUUGGACUCUCUCCAGAAGCCUAACGACUAUACUCCAGGGCUGUACGACAUUGUGAAUGUAGUUGCUGUGGACAGCAUUCAACCAAACUGUUCUUGGAGAGCAGUAUCAAUGGUCCCAGUGGAAAUGUGUAUUGACCAGGCCUCGUAA